AUGGGGGAAGUUAACAAGCAAGCGGUCGAGCAAUACUUGGAGAACAACCCACAGUUUGCCAAGGAAUAUUUUGACAAGAAGCUCAAGCCAGAAACAAUAGGAGCGUUGUUUAACGAUAGAAAAGUAGAAGUGAAAGAUGGGGCGUCUUUCAAGGACCUAUGCAAGUUGGAGGAGUCUGACAUAGUGUUUGAGAUGAUGGUUGAGAUGCAAGAUACCAACGACAUCGACAAGCAGAUGCACAAGGUAGUGCAGAGGAUUGUAACUCUAGUCAAUGCGGACAGAGGUAGCAUGUUCAUAAUGAGGUCGAGGAAUGGCAUCCCCGAGCUGGCCACAAGACUUUUUGAUGUGACCCGAAACUCUGAACUGCAAGCCAAUCUUGUUGCUCCAGAGAGCGAAAUAGUAUUCCCGUACGAUAUUGGGCUGGUAGGAUGGACCGCGCACACCAGGAAGGUGCAGAAUAUUGCUGAUGUUAAAAAGGAUAGCCAUUUUUCUGACUUUGUUGAUAAACAGACUGCUUACACAACCUCCAACAUUCUUGCUGCUCCAAUUUUGCUGGGGAAAGAAGUAUUAGCAGUCUUUAUGUUAGUCAACAAGAUUGACGAACCUCACUUCUCCAAACUGGACCAAGAGGUGUUUGCCAAAUACCUUAAUUUUGCAUCUUUAGGAUUGAAAUACUCUCAUUUGAAUUAUCUCUACAAUGUUGAAUCCCGACGGACCCAGGUCCUAUUGUGGUCUGCUAACAAGGUGUUUGAGGAGCUUACAGAUAUUGAGCGUCAGUUCCACAAAGCUUUGUAUACAGUUCGAAUUUAUUUAAAUGUGGAAAGAUAUUCAGUUGCUCUGCUGGACAUGACCAAACAAAAGGAGUUCUUUGAUGAAUGGCCAAUUCUGAUGGGUGAGGCAGAACCUUACAAAGGUCCAAAAACUCCAGAUGGCAGAGAAAUCAUCUUUUACAAGAUCAUUGAUUAUUUAUUGGUCGGGAAAGAAGAAAUUAAAGUCAUCCCAUCGCCUCCUGCAGAUCAUUGGUCCCUUGUGAGCGGGCUGCCGACUUAUGUUGCCGAAAAUGGAUUUAUCUGCAACAUGAUGAAUGCUGUGGCUGAUGACUACUUUACAUUUCAAAAAGGGCCAGUGGAUGAAACAGGCUGGGUAAUAAAAAAUGUCCUGUCAUUGCCAAUUGUAAACAAGAAAGAAGAAAUAGUGGGAAUAGCUACAUUUUACAACAGAAAAGAUGGAAAGCCCUUUGAUGAACAUGAUGAACAGAUCAUUGAAGGUCUCACACAAUUCCUAGGAUGGUCAGUUCUGAACACGGAUGCAUAUGACAAAAUGAACAAAUUAGAAAACAGGAGAGACAUUGCUGCUGAAAUGCUAAUGUACCAUUCAAAAUGCAGUAACAAAGAACUUCAGACUAUUCUGAAAACAAAGGAAAAAAUAAAUAAGGAAAUUGAAGACUGUGAACAAAAUGAAAUGAUUAAGAUCUUGAAAGAAGAAUUACCUGAUCCAAAAGUUGUUGAUCUGUAUGAAUUCCACUUCAGUGACAUUCCUGUUUCAGAAUUUGACCUGAUCAAGUGUGGGAUUAAGUGUUUCUUUGAAAUUAAUGCAGUUCAAAAGUUCAAAGUACCACCUGAAGUAUUGACUCGAUGGAUGUACACUAUUAGAAAAGGCUAUCGUGAUAUUACCUAUCACAACUGGCGGCAUGGGUUCAAUGUGGGACAAACUAUGUUUACACUACUGAUGACAGGUAAAAUAAAGAAGUACUACACUGAUCUGGAAGCGUUUGCCAUGGUUGCCGCAGCUUUCUGCCACGAUAUUGAUCACAGGGGAACCAACAAUUUAUAUCAGAUGAAAUCAGCAGCACCUCUUGCAAAGCUGCAUGGCUCCUCCAUUAUGGAAAGGCAUCACCUUGAAUACAGCAAAACCCUGCUUCAGGAUGAGAGUAUAAACAUCUUUCAGAAUCUGAACAAGCGCCAGUUUGAAACAGUCAUGCACUUAAUGGAAGUUGCUAUAAUAGCGACAGACUUGGCCUUGUAUUUCAAAAAAAGGACAAUGUUUAAAAAAAUUGUUGAUCAUAUAGAACAAACACAAAAUGAAGAGGAAGCCAUAAAGUAUAUUUCUUGUGAUCCAACCAAGAAAGAAAUUGUCAUGGCAAUGAUGAUGACAGGGUGUGACUUGUCUGCUAUUACCAAGCCUUGGGAAGUUCAAAGCAAGGUUGCACUUAUGGUAGCGAAUGAAUUCUGGGAGCAGGGUGAUUUGGAGAGGACAGUUUUAGAACAACAGCCUAUUCCCAUGAUGGACCGAAACAAAGCAGCUGAACUCCCCAAACUACAAUGUGGCUUCAUCGACUUUGUGUGUACCUUUGUAUAUAAAGAAUUUUCAAGAUUCCACAAAGAAAUAACACCAAUGUUAGAUGGUCUCCUAAAUAACAGGGUACACUGGAAAUCACUAGCUGAUGAAUAUGAAGAAAAAAUGAAGGCGAUUGAAGAAAAGAAGAAACAGGAAGAGGAGGCAGCCACAAAGGUUCGAGGAAAUGGGGACGAAGGAGGAAAAUCCAAAACAUGUGCAAUAGUUUAA
Messenger RNA from Callorhinchus milii (elephant shark), 2565 nucleotides. RefSeq names its product phosphodiesterase 6C, cGMP-specific, cone, alpha prime (gene pde6c). Bases 1 to 2565 code for a protein of 854 amino acids. Gene Ontology annotation, molecular function: protein binding; 3',5'-cyclic-nucleotide phosphodiesterase activity. Gene Ontology annotation, biological process: signal transduction; visual perception. The record is from RefSeq and is a predicted model, not a curated record. The transcript is spliced from 22 exons. Lineage: Eukaryota; Metazoa; Chordata; Chondrichthyes; Chimaeriformes; Callorhinchidae.